AUGCAGCACUAUGAAGAAAAAAAUACUGUAAAAAAUAAGAAAACUUCAAAACCAACAGGAAAAUGUCAGGAACUUUUACAAACUUACGUCGUGGCAUUCGCUAUUCAAGAAACAUACGAUGAACCGCCCACUGGACGUCAAAAGCUUUGUAAGAAACGAAGUUUAUCUGAGAUCAUUUCCUCAUUAACUCCAACUGCUUCGAAUAAAACGGUGGCUUUGGAUUCCAAGUCAGUUCAAAGACUUGCUCAGAAAUGUGACACAUAUCAAGAUUGCAAUGAAAUAAAAAUUGAUAUAAUUGAUGAACACGACAAACAAAGCGGCGAUGUGAAAAAGGAUCCUCCACAAAAAAUAGUCUACAUUGCAGACAAUAACAUUGCAGAGGACAAUUACAACAUGCAGCCGCAAACACUAUUCUAUUGCUCAAAAAACAAACCAAAAACUGAAAGAAAACGAUCUAAAAAAUCAAACCAUGCUGUCAAGGUUAAAAAUAUGACUUUUAAAAUUAAAAAUAACAACAUGAAGAAGAAAAUAGAACAAUAUUAUCCAAAGGAGAAACAUAGCUCGGCGAGUGCACAAAUUCAAAAAGAUUUGUGCUCCGAUGCUCUAUCGAAAUUGCUUUCUCGGACCAGAUUAUUAAAAAAUGCUCAAGCCACCGAAAACUUGCUUAAAGUAGCAGAACUAAACAGGAAUGGCGAAGAAUUGGACUACAACGGCAACGAAAAUUCGUCCUUGUUUUCAGAAUCUACUUCAAAAUGUCUACCUACUGACACUUCAAGUCAUAAUACUUUGACGCAAGAUGGUAGUGGAACAGCUACACGAUCAGACGAGUUUUUCAUUAUCAAUACUGACUCUGUCGUAAAGUUGGAGUUACCUCCAGGAGGCACAAAUCCUUAUAAGCCUAAUAUCUUCAAUAUGGUCGUAGCUUACAACACAGCAAUGCCUCCUACGGAAAAGCGAUUUAAUGAAAAAGAGAGAUUUUCCUUUGGAAGUCUUACAAGCACUGAGACUCUUACUGCUGUGAAUGGUUCUUUAACGUCUACACCACCAUAUUUUGUUUCGAAAACCAACAAAAACUCACAAAUAUUAAAUUUUGCCCAACAGGAUUUCAGUGACCGAACUCUUCAAGGUGAAAAGACUAUUUCAGAAAAAACUAUUAGUUACAACCAAUUUUUCAUCGCCAAAACUAGCUCAGACUUACAAAAUCAGAGUUCUGAUUCUGCUUGUACAAGGUCUGAAUCAGGUUCCUAUGCACCAAUUUAUUGUGACAAAGCAAAUUUCCAAUCACAAAUCGUAGAUUCAGAGAGCGUAGAUACACAUAGUGUACAUUCAAAUAGACAUAGUAUAUUUGAUAACGUCAUUAAUUUGGGACUAUACCCAGAAUUAGUACAAUCAACAAAUUCUGCUAACAAAUUUAAAGAUUCUUUUGAAAAUCAAGUUAUCGUGAUAGACAAACAACCUUCUCUCUUUGUAACAGACAAACAACCUUUUUUGUCACAAACAAAUGCCAAAACUAUUGAUCGAAUUAAAAAAUCUAGAACCGGUUUCAAAAAGUAUCCUCAUAAUAAUUUGAAAUAUAUGCCGACACAUAAAAAUCUGAGUUUACCAAACAACGCUGCUAUAAGAGCAAUGCUUGACGACGCUAAUUCAAGAAAGGCGAAUUUCGAAGAAACUAAUUCUCGAUUACAGCCUGGUGUCCCUAAAUCCAUGCCUGAGUUAUGGGACCGGCUUUCUUUAGUGCUAGAUUCAGCCAUAACAAGACUAGAGCAGACGCUAGCUGAGAAAAUCAUAAAGGAAAUCAAAAGCAACACUUUUUCAGAUUCUAAACCACUAUUUCAAAUGAAAAAAGUUCAAAAUCACGUUAUUACUGCCAAUAAAUCAUUGGACAUCAAGCUGAGUAUUUUAAAGGCUUCUGAAGACAAGGAAGUAUUAGUUAAAGACGAAUCAGAAACAAUAAUUGAUGGGGAUAAAAAUUUCCAAUGUGAUUUGAUCGAGAGUAGGGUUAUAGAUCAGUUGAUGUUGCGUUUGAGUUUUGAGCAUCCUAAAGCAUUAGUUAGUCGUGUAUCUCAAGUGAAGAUUCUCAAAACUCCUAGUGCAUCGGAUAGGUUGAAAGAGCCUCAAAUUCUUAGGAAAUGUUUUGAACUACUGAAUCCUCCAUCUUCUGAAACGCAGACGUUGGAAGAAAUUAAAGGGGCAGAAAUAUCAGCUACGGCAACAUUAUUGUCAAAUAACACAGACGUGCGUCUUCGUUCAUUAAGCAGUCGUUUCAAGGGUGCAUUAGAAACACCAGCCGAAUUCAUCAAAGAAAAUGCGUUAGUAAUUACGACAGUACCUGUAUUUUUUUUGGGUUUGUUUACCUUGUAUUGUUUAAUUGCACUCGCUACAAAAUUGUGAAUUUUGGUGUCAAUUUGUGUUUUAAUUUCUUGC
Messenger RNA from Hyposmocoma kahamanoa, 2424 nucleotides. RefSeq lists its product as uncharacterized. NCBI's taxonomy places the organism in Eukaryota, Metazoa, Arthropoda, Insecta, Lepidoptera, Cosmopterigidae. The transcript has a single exon. Bases 1 to 2391 code for a protein of 796 amino acids. The record is from RefSeq and is a predicted model, not a curated record.